This is a messenger RNA of Ectocarpus siliculosus, 719 nucleotides long. Lineage: Eukaryota; Phaeophyceae; Ectocarpales; Ectocarpaceae. The record is from the annotation of a GenBank genome assembly.
AUGGCCGGAAAGGAGGAUGAGUAUGACUACCUCUUCAAGGUUGUUCUGAUCGGGGACUCGGGCGUCGGGAAGUCCAACCUCCUCUCGCGAUUUACCCGCAACGAGUUCAACCUGGAGAGCAAGUCCACGAUCGGGGUCGAGUUCGCCACCAAGAGCAUUCAGACGGAGGGGAAGACCAUCAAGGCGCAGAUUUGGGAUACGGCGGGGCAGGAGCGCUACCGGGCUAUCACUUCCGCGUACUACCGAGGGGCGGUCGGCGCGUUACUGGUGUACGAUAUCUCCAAGCACGUUACUUUCGAGAACGUCGAGCGGUGGCUGAAGGAGUUGCGCGACCACGCGGAGGCCAACAUUGUGGUGAUGCUCAUUGGUAACAAGAGCGAUCUCAGGCACUUGCGGACAGUGACCCACGAAGAGGCGAUGGAGUUUGCGAAGAAGCACAACCUCGCGUUCCUAGAGACUUCCGCGCUGGACGCGAGCGGUGUAGACUCGGCCUUCCAACGCAUCCUCACUGAGAUCUACCGGUUGAUGAGCAGGAAAACAAUAGCCGCCAACACCGCCACGGGCCCUGACCUCUCUCGGGGGGAGACCAUCGCUCUGUCGAGCGCGCGGGAUGAUGCCAGCAACAGGUCCAAGUCUUCGUGCGCGGGGUCGUGCAAGUAGAUGAUCUCUUGCCAGGGUGGAGGGGGGGGGGGGGUUGUAGGGUUGGCCGGGGGGGAGGG